This is a messenger RNA of Drosophila miranda, 577 nucleotides long. RefSeq names its product ras-GEF domain-containing family member 1B-like. The coding region runs from base 134 to 544 and encodes 136 amino acids. Lineage: Eukaryota; Metazoa; Arthropoda; Insecta; Diptera; Drosophilidae. Gene Ontology annotation, cellular component: plasma membrane. Gene Ontology annotation, biological process: positive regulation of GTPase activity; Ras protein signal transduction. Gene Ontology annotation, molecular function: guanyl-nucleotide exchange factor activity. The record is from RefSeq and is a predicted model, not a curated record. The transcript has 3 exons.
UGUUUUUGGUUUUUAGUCAAGGUUGAUUUGAAAGAAAGAGCCCUUAACAGCCCUUAACUUGACUGCCAUAUCUCGUCUCAAGAAAACUUGGGCAAAAGUGCAGACGACUAAAUUCGAGGGCUUGGAACAUCAAAUGGAUCCCAGCUCGAACUUCCUCAACUAUCGGUCGACCAUGAAGGCAGCCGUCUGGCGCUCGGAGCGGGAGAAGGCCAACAAAAUCGAGCGUGCCAUCAUACCGUUCUUCUCGCUGUUCCUCAAGGACCUCCAUGCCAUAAACGAAAGCCACGAAACAAAAUUGGCCGACGGAACCAUUAACUUUGAGAAGUGCCGACUCUUUGGCACCCAAUUGAGCAACUUUUUCAAGUGGCAACGGCUGGACUGUCCCUACGAGCAGGUGGCAAACGUGGUGGCCUAUUUGCAGAAGGCGGAAGCCCUGUCGGAGAAUCUACUGAUGAAGGCCUCCUACGAAUGCGAGCCGCCGGACAAUGCCGAGGAGAAGGAUCAUUACAAAACGCUGAAAUCUACAAAGAAAUCGAACACCUAAUCAUUGACGACAAUCCGCGGGGAAAGACAGGAA